AGACUACAAGAGUGUUUGUGCAAUCGUGGUGAUAGUCAGAUAUCCGCCAGUUAUAGCCGUUAUUUCAGGGAGAAGGCUUCCAGAAGAGAGUUUGUUUGACAGAUUUGGAAGUCGGAAACAGUCUUGACACGGCGGUUUCCCCUUUUGCCCUUGAUCCAGUGCGACUUGUUGACCGCAAUCUCGCACGACGGCCACCAUCCCGCCAUCUUCGACCCACGACAUUCGACAACCUACUCCGACAACCAAUACAUAUCCCACGCACCGCUUGCAGUCCACUUUCUACACGACUGACUGCCGUUACGACACUUUCCGAAACGCGCGGCACUUUCAAGAUUUGCAGGUCGACAGCAGCCACGGCGCACAACAAGCACAACACCACCUGCGGCAUUUGCUAGCACAAUUCACUCCCCAACAUGGCCGCUGGCAUCUCCGGAGUAUGGCGCUCCUUCUGGCACACCAUGACGUCCAACGACCGACAUGCCUCGCCCGACAUGCCCUACCGCACCGGUGCUCACACUCCUCUCGCCCAGAGUCGGCACGCGCCCUUGACGUCGGUCGCUACCGCCGCCGAAUCUCGUACCGAUCUCAACAACCCCUACGCUCAGGACAAUGAUUUCAUGCCUACCAACGGUCGCAUGUCGCCCAAUGGUCCCUACUCUCCUGGCCUUCGCUCUACCAUGCAGCGCCAAUCCAGUUCGGGGAACCUCGAAGGCGUCGGCCAAGGCGAGAUCCAAAUGCAAAGCUUCUCAGAAGGCCUCCCUCCUCCGCCGCCCGUCGGUCACUCAUGGAGACGCAUUGAUACAUGGGCUGAGCACAACCACGAAGAGCUGUUCGAGAACUUGUGUGAAGGUUGCACUCAAAACGAUGUUAAUGAACUCGAACAUGAGCUCGACUGCACACUACCUAUGGAAAUGCGCGAAUCUCUCAUGAUCCACGACGGUCAAGAGCGCGGUGGUAGACCCACCGGUAUCCUCUUUGGCUGCAUGUUGCUCGAUUGCGAGGAGAUUGUUCAAGAGUGGAAACAGUGGGCUCGCGUUGGCGACGACUACCUCCGUGCUUCGUCUGCUCCUCACACUGCCCCGCAGGUCCCCAACAAGGCUUUCGCCGGUUCUUCUACUCAGCCCUCUGCUCCUCAAUCCGCUCAAGGCGCCGGCUGGCGUUCGGAGCUCAUGUCAAAACAAGACUCUCACCCGCCAAACGCCGUACAAAAAGCCUACGUUCACCCCGGCUGGAUUCCCGUCGCAAGAGAUUGGGGCGGUAACAACAUCUGCAUUGAUCUGGCUCCCGGUCCCGCUGGAAAGUGGGGUCAGGUUAUUCUGGCCGGUCGCGACUACGACUGCAAGUAUGUCGUCGCUCGUUCGUGGUCUGCCUUCUUGGCCAGCGUCGCCGACGACUUGAGUACUCCCAAGGCUAUUGUCGACGAGGACAGCGGUGAACUCACCCUCCGCGAAUUCAAGAACCAAAAUGUCGACCCUUCGUACAUGGAUAUCCUGCGCUGGCGCACCGACCAAAAGUACGGCCGCCGCACUCCCAAGGGCCAGCGUCCUCAGCAACCCCUCCGCAUCAACAGCAACGUCAAGAAUGAAUUCAGCAGUCUCAACGGUUUCUCUCCCUAUGCUUCUCCCACCGGCAGCGACCGUGGCCGCAGUCCUCAGCGCUUCUCAAGCAACGGCAAGGCCCCUGCCACACAAAGCCCCCGAGGCCACGUAAGCAGCCCGCUCGCGCGCGUCGCCGAAGAGGCCGGUCCCACCCUCAAGACCGACAAUCUGGACGCCGUACUCACCACUUCGAAGAGCAACGACAAUCUUCUGAGCAUGGACUCGCCGCUCCCUCCUACCAUCGAGACCUUCGCCGAUCAAGACCGCAAGGACGAGAAAGAGAAGGCUGAUUCGGCCAUCACAUCCUCAGAAGAGGCGACAAAAGGUGGCGCUACCUCAGCAGACACCGAAGAGAUGAAGACUGUCGAGAUCUAGUCUGUCACGACGUCUAGAUAGAAUAGGAGCAACACAAUACAGUCCUCGGCCCAUCUAUCGAGGCGCGGACCAAUCACCACAGACUUCGCCUCUUUUGGCCUCCACCAGUCUUUUUACUGUACCUUUUAGACAGCUCUCCAUUUUCGUUUUCAGUGUUUGCUUUUGGUUUGCAAUUGGGUUUGUUUUUCUGCAAGAAGUGGACAUUAGGAUCAUCCCGCACUACCUGGAGCGAGCCUCAUCAUCUAUUGUUUCGGGCAAAGAAAGAGGACACAAGGCGUUUUCAUGGUGUAAUACUCGUUUUUUCUUUCUCUUUCUUACUAUCAAUCCCAACCCAAAUCAUCCAAGAGAGCAUGGAAGGGACAGUUAUAUUGUUCGGCAGCGGGAAUACUUCAAUUGCAACAACGAACACAAGGAACACCACAAACACAAAAAUGAUAUUUUACAUAUUUUACCCUUU
This is a messenger RNA of Aureobasidium pullulans EXF-150, 2430 nucleotides long. RefSeq names its product putative 1,3-beta-glucan biosynthesis protein. Gene Ontology annotation, cellular component: mating projection tip. Lineage: Eukaryota; Fungi; Ascomycota; Dothideomycetes; Dothideales; Saccotheciaceae. Gene Ontology annotation, biological process: regulation of fungal-type cell wall biogenesis; cell wall biogenesis. The record is from RefSeq and is a predicted model, not a curated record. The coding region runs from base 414 to 1973 and encodes 519 amino acids. The transcript is spliced from 2 exons.